AUGGGCAACAUUUUCAGUUACCACGACUCAGACGUCUGGUUCAGGACCUAUGAGUUUGGUCCUGUCAAGUUCUCUCCUACCAGCGCUACUGAGGAGUGGGGUACGUACGAUAAGGAUGUCAAUGCCUUCACUAAUCCCAGCAACCUUGCUGCUGGAGGUUUCUUGAUUCGCCCUAACCGUCUUACUCUACAUAAGCUCUCUGGUACCGACUUCUACCUCAACUGCAGCUAG
Messenger RNA from Colletotrichum abscissum, 231 nucleotides. RefSeq names its product fungal cellulose binding domain-containing protein. NCBI's taxonomy places the organism in Eukaryota, Fungi, Ascomycota, Sordariomycetes, Glomerellales, Glomerellaceae. Bases 1 to 231 code for a protein of 76 amino acids. The transcript has a single exon. The record is from RefSeq and is a predicted model, not a curated record.